AUGUCUGUAGGCUAUUUCCACUCUCCACUUUCCACUUUCCUAAUCAAUUUCAACUUCCCUCAGACCGUCACCACGGUUUACAUCCUUCUGCGUAUCCUCGAGACAAGGCUAACAAGUCAUGUGACUCACCAGGAGGCUGUCCUGCAGCAAUAUAAUACAUCCAGGGACAAGUCUCAUCGUCUUUGCGUUUCUCGCCUCAUCUGAGACCGAAAUGGAGAGUGAUAUCAAUCCAGAAACCUGCCAAACUGAAUUAAGCAAUCUCCUAUCCGACAACAGGCGCUGCUCACUCAAGUCCUGGAUUAAGGAGAACAUCAAGAAGAAAGAGUGCUGCUUCUACAUGCAGACUGAGAGAGAGGGCCUUUGUAAAUGUGGUUACCCCAAAGAGGACCAUGUGGAGGAGGCCUUCAAGCCAGAGAGUUUUCUGGAAGAAUCGGAACAGAGGUACAUGCGCGAGGUUCCCACCGACGCCUUUGGAGACAUCAGCUUUGGCGGCCUCGGCCAAAACAAGGGCAAGUAUGUCCGUGUCUCCUCAGAUACCCCACCUGAUGUUCUGUAUGACCUGAUUACGAAAUACUGGAAGCUCCGCCCCCCGAACCUGCUCAUCUCGUACUCGGGCGGGGCCAAGAACUUCAAAACGAGGACACACCUGAGGCAGAAGCACCGCAGGAGCCUCAUCAAAGUGGCCCAGAGCACAGGUGCCUGGAUCAUCACUGGGGGCACCCACACUGGGAUGAUGAAGCAGGUGGGGAUGGCCGUGCAUGAGUCCAGCAGCUCUGCAUCACGGGGGGAGAUCGUGGCCAUCGGGGUGGCCUCCUGGGGCACCAUACACAAUAACAAGUCCCUCAUAAACCCUGAGGGCUGUUUCCCUGCCCACUACACAGUAGACCAGCAGGGCCAGGGUCAGCUCUCCUGCCUGGACAGCAACCACUCGCACUUCCUGCUGGUGGAUGAUGGUACGCACGGCCACUACGGCAUGGAGAUCGGCCUGCGUAGACGCCUCGAGAAGCUCAUCUCAGAGAAGCCCCUGGGAAACCAAGAAAAUCACGUGAAGAUACCUGUUUUGCGUGUGGUGUUGGAUGAAGGACCAGGCACUCUGAAUACCAUCCACAGUGCCAUGCUGAAUGGCACUCCGUGUGUGGUUGUGGAGGGCUCGGGCGGGAUGGCAGACGUGAUCGCUAGCAUAGCCAGGAAUCCUGAGUCGCAGGUCACCCCUGCUCUUAUCCAGGAGCACAUGAAGGAGUUCUUUGAGGAGUACGAAAACUUCUCCAAGAUUGAAGUCAACAAGUGGACCGAGAAGAUCCAGGACAUCAUCAGUAAGCCACAUCUCCUGACCGUGUUCUGCAUGGACGAGGACAGCAACAGCGAUGUGGACGUGGCCAUCCUCCAGGCCUUCCUGAAAGCGUCUAGAAGUGAGGAGAAUGCAGGGCAGAGGGCCUGGGAGACGCAGCUGGAGCUGGCCGUGGCCUGGAACCGAGUGGACAUUGCUGAGAACGAGAUCUUCACGGAGGACAACAAUUGGCAGUCCGUCGACCUGCACAAGGCAUUUUUCUCGGCCCUGGUGGGCAACAAGCCAGAGUUUGUGCGGCUGUUGCUGGAGAACGGUGUGAGCAUCCCCGAGUUUCUGUCCGGAGAGGAGAUAUUGUGCGAGCUCUACAACAACAUGCCUAGCUGCCUCUUCAAGGACACGCUGGACAAGUGGCUGAAGGGCGACAAUGGCUCGUUGACCAGCACGUGCCAGCAGAGACCGAUGUCGCUAGACGCUGUGGCCGAGGUGGUGCAGCAGCUGCUGGGCAGUGUCACCCAGCCCAUCUACUCGCUGCCCUCGCAUGAGUUCAUCAAGAUGGACAACGAGGACAUGGACAACACUGUGAUUGUAAAGAGAGACCCUGGGAGAGACCUCUUCCUGUGGGCCGUUCUACAGAAUAACAGAGAGCUGGCCCAGAUUGCCUGGGAACAGUGUAGAGACAGCAUAGCUGCUGCUUUGGCAGCCAGCAAAAUUCUGAAAAAUCUGACACAGGAGUCCGAGAAUGAUGAUGAUGAUGCCAAGAAAAUCAGAGAACUUGCCAGCCAUUAUGAGAGACAGGCCUUUGAUGUGUUCAAUGAGUGCCAUAGCAAGAAUGAAAAGCGAGCCCAGAGACUUCUGAACCGAAUUUCACCAUCUUGGGGCAACACCACAUGUCUACGCUUGGCACUGGAGGCAGACGACAAGCGCUUCGUGGCACACUCAGGGGUUCAGGCUCAUCUCACCCAGAUCUGGUAUGGAGAGCUGUCUGUGGACACCCGUCAGUGGAGGAUACUCAUCUGCAUGCUCUUCUUCCCACUCAUCUGCACAGACUUCAUAGCCUAUAGAUGUGACGAGGCCAUGAAGAAUGAGGAGACGGGAAGUUCGGCCAAUAAUAGUGCCCUAGACAAGCUGAGGAAAUUCUACACAGCCCCACAGGUGAAGUUCUUCUGGGACAUCGUCUCCUACUUGGCGUUCCUGGUGCUCUUCUCUUUCGUGGUGAUGGUCGACUUCCAGCCCACGCCGUCAUGGAGGGAAUGGCUGCUCUACGUCUGGUUGAUCUCUUUAGUGUUUGAGGAGGUCAGACAGCUUUUUGAUGAUCUCGAUGGAUUUGGGUUCCGAAGGAGAGCCAGGAUGUAUAUCAAUGACUUGUGGAACAUUCUAGACCUGUCUUCCAUCCUGCUCUUCAUCGUUGGUCUUGCCUGCAGGUGGACCAGCAGAGCAUUUUACACUGGAAAGAUCAUCCUCUGCAUCGACUUUAUAAUCUUCUGUCUGCGACUCAUGGCCAUCUUCACCAUCAGCAAAACACUGGGCCCAAAAAUCAUCAUUGUCAAAAGGAUGAUGAUGGAUCUGUUCUUCUUCAUGUUCCUGCUCAGUAUCUGGGUGGUGGCCUACGGGGUGGCUAAACAGGGCAUUAUGAUCCACAAUGAGAACAGACUGGACUGGAUCUUGAGAGGAGCUGUGUAUGAGCCCUACCUCAUCAUAUUCGGCAGUGUCCCAACCAACAUCGACAAUGUUGCAUUUGACUUGAACACCUGCUCUGUGAAUGGCACUAACCCUAUGCGACCAAAAUGCCCUGAGCUCAACGAUAACCAAAUGCCAGCCUUUCCCGAGGGGCUAACUAUCAUCAUGCUGUGUGUGUACCUACUCUUUGCCAACAUUCUGCUCCUCAACCUCCUCAUUGCCGUCUUCGACUACACAUUUCAGCAGGUGCAGGGCAACAACGACACAAUCUGGAAGUUCCAGAGGUACGAGCUGAUAAAGGAGUACUACAGUCGCCCCCCUGCACCCCCUCCGUUCAUCCUCCUCAGCCACCUGUUCCUGCUGUUCAGGCGCUGUAAAUCCACCCAGAAGCACAAAGAGUUCAAGGUUCAGUUGUCUGAAACUGACGAGGAGAAGUUGAUGUUAUGGGAGUCUAUCAUGAAGGAUAAUUACGUGGCCACCCAGCGCCAGGAGAGGAGUGAGACCACCGAGCGUCGCAUCCAGGACACGGCUGACCGAGUUGCCUCCAUGUCAGAGCUGCUGGAGAGAGAGUACGACCGGGGCACGAUAGCAAAGCGGCUGGCUCAGCUGGAGGAACAGGGAAAAAACCUUGCAUUGCAAGUCUCCCAGUCUGCUAAAGCACUACAGUGGAUCAUGGACACCCUAAAAGCUCAAGGUUACCAAUCUAAAGAGGAGCCUCCUUCCAUGUGUGAGUGAGGUGGCUUUAGACUGCCUCUCUCCUAAAUCAACUACAUGAUUAACUGGAGUCAGUAAGUAAAGGUCAUUGAGAGAGCGUCUCACACUCACAAAAUAAUUUGCUUUGAAUUGCUUUACCUGAGAUUGGGAGAGAGACUUUGGACAAUGACACAUGCACAUUCCCGUAUUUAAAGGGAUGAUUGGAAGUCAUUUUAUGCUAGGGUCCUUUGAGAAGCUUUAUUUCCCUUGGUCGAACAUAGGUUGAGUUAGCACUAACAGCCCAAUGGCUUAGUGCAGGUGCUAAUGGAACCAACUAUGUACAGUAUGUAUUACACCAUUAAUAAUGCCCGGAGUGGUACCAAACUUCUACAGUAGUUCUCAUGAAAUGAGGCAUUGGAAAGUUUGUAAGUACACCAGGCGUUUAUUUAAAUUACUCUUGCCUGAUGGCCUCUACUCUAUGCUACUAUCGCUACCGCUGACUCAACGUCACUCACACGUCAUGUCAUGUGCCUCUGUGUAUGUGUGAGUGGCGUCGAUGCAGCUGUAGCGGUAGCUGCAGAGAGUCGACGUUGGCUCGAGGUCAUGGUGCAAGGUACCCUAGCAUGAAAUCACUCCGAACCAUCCCUUUAAACAGACAUACUGUAUGUCUUAUGCUCAUUGCGUUGUUAUUUGAAUGUGCCAUGAACACAAUUACAUUGAUUUGUUUGUAAGGCUGCUGCUCCGCAAAUUCAUUCAAAACUCAUUUGUCACUACUGUUAACUUCAUGCUAUAAUUGUCAUCAACAACAACCUAAACCUAUUGUGAGCCAAUAAAACAGUUUACUGAA
Sardina pilchardus (European sardine) is the source of this 4505-nucleotide messenger RNA. Its product is annotated as transient receptor potential cation channel subfamily M member 2-like. Gene Ontology annotation, biological process: calcium ion transmembrane transport. Gene Ontology annotation, molecular function: ligand-gated calcium channel activity. The transcript has 26 exons. Gene Ontology annotation, cellular component: plasma membrane. The record is from RefSeq and is a predicted model, not a curated record. Lineage: Eukaryota; Metazoa; Chordata; Actinopteri; Clupeiformes; Clupeidae. The coding region runs from base 212 to 3700 and encodes 1162 amino acids.